Molecule: messenger RNA, 871 nt
Organism: Macrobrachium nipponense
Lineage: Eukaryota; Metazoa; Arthropoda; Malacostraca; Decapoda; Palaemonidae
Product: cuticle protein AMP1A-like
Exons: 3
Coding region: 80-619 (179 amino acids)
Cellular component (GO): chitin-based extracellular matrix
Molecular function (GO): structural constituent of chitin-based larval cuticle
Source: RefSeq, a predicted model, not a curated record
GGGGCAUCUUCUUGGCACCUGGUAUAUAAAGUGGCGUGCCUGAGUGCCCCAGUAUCAUUCUCUCACCAAGACCUCCAACAUGAAGUUUGUUAUUAUCGUUGCUUUAGCAGCUGUUGCUGUUGCUGAUAAAUUACCAACUUCCUACGCACCCCCUGCCCCAGCUCCUAACUAUGGCGCCCCUGCUGCCUCAAACAGAGCUGCCGUCGAAGUAGCCCUUCCACCCGUGGCUACCCUGAGGGACGAAAGGACCCAGGACGAGUUCGGAAGCUUCAGUGUUGACUUCGAGGCCGAAAACAGUAUUGUUUUCUCCCAGUCUGGUUCUCCAAAUGGGCCAGAAGACUCCGUCGUCAAGUCUGGGGUUUACUCUUACACUGCUCCUGACGGCACCUUCGUCGAGGUGAAAUACGUCGCCGAUGAGAAUGGCUAUCAGCCCCAAUCCGACCUACUUCCAGUGGCUCCCGAAUUCCCCCACCCAAUUCCCCAGUUCGUCCUCGACCAGAUCGCCAAGGCUGCUGAAGAAGACGCUGCUGCAGCACGCGAGGCAGCAUCAGCCCGAAGCAACUCCUACGCUCCUCCCCCUCCCCCCCAACCUUCAACUGGCUAUGGGGCACCGCAGUAGAAGGUGGCCCGUAUACAUAGCCCUGGCUUAUAGCCAGUCCAAUUCAUGGAGACGUUAUUAUCUUCAUUUUAAUUUUCAUAUUGGGAUUAGUCGAACUGGAACUUCUAGAGGACAACAGUAUAAAGAUGCUCUUUCGUGAAUAUGUGAUGCUUUGAUUAUUUAUUUUUCAACUAUCAACGCUGAUAAAUCUACUUAUCAUGUACAUAGUAAUCGAUAUUUAAAGGCUGUCUACUCAAUAAAUUCUGUCAAGCA